This is a messenger RNA of Trichoplax adhaerens, 477 nucleotides long. RefSeq lists its product as uncharacterized. Gene Ontology annotation, biological process: protein sumoylation. Gene Ontology annotation, molecular function: SUMO conjugating enzyme activity. The coding region runs from base 1 to 477 and encodes 158 amino acids. Gene Ontology annotation, cellular component: nucleus. The transcript has 7 exons. Lineage: Eukaryota; Metazoa; Placozoa; Uniplacotomia; Trichoplacea; Trichoplacidae. The record is from RefSeq and is a predicted model, not a curated record.
AUGUCUGGUAUUGCGACUGGAAGACUAAGUACAGAGCGUAAAUUAUGGCGUAAAGAUCAUCCAUUUGGAUUUGUUGCUCGACCCAUGAAGGGUCCUGAUGGUGCCUUGGAUUUAAUGAAUUGGGAAUGCGUUAUUCCUGGCAAGAAAGGGACUGCUUGGGACGGAGGUUACUACAAAUUAAAAAUGAUAUUCAAAGAAGAUUAUCCAUCUUCUCCACCUAAAUGUAAAUUUGAUCCGGCUUUAUUUCAUCCAAAUGUGUAUCCUUCUGGUACAGUCUGCCUAUCUUUAUUAGAUGAAGACAAGGACUGGCGUCCGUCGGUUACAAUCAAACAAAUCUUACUUGGAAUUCAAGACUUACUCAACGAACCGAACAUAAAUGAUCCAGCACAAGUAGAAGCUUAUACAGCCUAUAAGGAGAACCGAGUAUUAUACGAACAGCGUGUGAGAGAGCAAGCAGCUAGAAUGAGACCUGUGUAA